Messenger RNA from Meloidogyne enterolobii, 2269 nucleotides. The record is from the annotation of a GenBank genome assembly. Lineage: Eukaryota; Metazoa; Nematoda; Chromadorea; Rhabditida; Meloidogynidae.
UUUUCAAUCUUUUUUUGCUUCCACAUGUCGCGACCGCGCGGCGAUUUGCUCUAUUCAACUGAUCACCACAACAAAUGUUUUAAUAGGUAAGUGUAUGUGUGGGGAAAAGAAUCGAUCAUCUAUCUAUCUUUCUUUUCACACAAACACAAUUAUCAUCAUUUUGCUACCAAACAUUCAAUUGCUCAUGCAUUUAACAACUAUUAACUUAAUCGACAACAAAACUUUAAUUUUUCUUAGUUUUUAUUUUUUUCUCUUUUUAAUAUUGCGCAACCACGCGAAUAUAAAUUUCUCAACAAAUUUUGAUAUUUAGUUUGUGUUUCUUGCUGUUGUUUUUUUAAAAGUUUUCUCCUCUCAAGUUCAAAGAAUAUUGAAGCAAACAAACUAAAUUGCUAUUUAAUGUUUUGCCAUGGUAGGUUUAUAAUGUUUUUGUAAAAUGUUCUUAAAAAUGUUUUUGUUUAUUAAAUAAACUUGUUGGUGUUUUGUUUGUUUUGUUUGCUUCAAGUUUAUUUUAAUGUUGUUGUGUUUGUUUUAAUAAAUCUUGUUGUGUUUGUUUUAAUAAAUGUUGUUGUGUUUGUUUUUGUUCCGUUUGUUUCAAGUUUAUUUUAAUUUCUAUUCACAUGUUUUAAGUUUACGACAAUAAAAACAAUGUUUGUUUAAUUUGUUUAUAUUGUUUGUUUUAAGUUUAAUGUUUUUCUCAUGUUUUCUUUUCAAGUUUAUUUUUAAUAAACCUGUUUGUUUUGUAUUGUUUUUGUCUGUUUAAUUUAAGUUCAAUCUUAAGUUUGUUUAAAACUUUGUUUUUAAUUGUUUUAAUUUUAUUUUGAGCUUGAUCUUAAGUUUCUAUUAUUUAUUCAAGUUUAUUUCUUUACAAACUUAAAAACAUGUUUUUAAACCUAAUUAAUAAAUAAAUUCAGAAAUUAUGCUCAUCCAUAACAACUAAAUGAAGUUGAAAGUUGCAACAUCCAUAAAUUACCCUCAAAUUUCUUCAGGAUCUCAAAAAUCAUUUAAAACAACCUUAUUUAUUUUUAUUUUAUUUUUUGAAGUUCUCAUUAACCAUUUACUCCUAGCCAAUUUAAAUCAAAAAUUGCCAGAACCUCAAAAUUUGAGAGUAGUCCAACAAAGAACUGCUCCUGAUAACUUCAAUAUAGGCGUAAUUCACGUCAAAUUAAAAAAUUGGACAACAACAACAAGAUUUCCCAGAACUUCAAAUAAACUACAUUUUAUAUUAAAUGAUACAGAACAGCAGCAUAAAAGACGGAGAAAUUAUGAGGUUGGUGAAAGUCGUGGGAGAAGAACAGACGGAAGUCAACCAAAUCAAGCAAGUAAUGGAGGAAGUGGCGGUGGAGGAAUGGAAAUGGAAGCGCUUUUUCCUUACUUAUUGUUGGCGCUUGGAUUAGCACUUGUUGCCUUCUUUGUUAUUCUCUACGCUAUACUAAAUGCUUUGCUUCAACGGAAGGAUCAACACGAAUCAGUGGAGCAACGAAGGAGGAGAAGAAAAAAGAGGAAAAGGAGAAGAAAAAGGGAUUGGAGGAAUGACAGUAACGAUUUGAUUGAAGGAGGGAAGCAUUUUGGAGAUGAUGAGGAAAAUAGUUCAGAGGAGAAACAUCUUGACUCCCUUGACGAAGGAAGCAACGAUUUAGCACAUCCUCCUCUAAUGGGUGUUAGGCCAGUUGCGAGAUGGCAUAGGUCUAGGGACGGACCACUUGAUGAGGAACUAAUGGAACGAAAUGAUAGUGAUUGGAUGAUGAGUGGUGGAAGUGGGAUGAGGCGUUAUAGACAACAUCGAGCUUCAGGAAAUCGAAGAGCUCCGCCACCUCCACUUCCCCAUUUACCUCCACCGCCACAUGAACCUCCGCGAUCUCGACAACUAAGCCAACAACAUUAUCCUCAACACUACACAAGAGGUCAAAGGCACAUUGGCUGGGCAAAUGAGGAUCAGAUCAGUUUGCCUGGCAUUCUUCGAUCAACCCCCAGGCCACCUCCACCACCCCCUCCUAGAGCUCCACCGCCACCACCACCUUUACCUGCGAGAUACCAAAAACGCUCUAGAAGACAACCACACGAACCCAGUAUUGACAACAGUAGUGACGAAAAUGAUGAUCAAAGCAGUGACGGGGGUAAUCGAAGGCAUCGAGUUUACCAUAAAAAACGUCACGAUGAUCAAAAACGAAAUAAUCCCCCACCAAUUCCACCUCCACAGCCACUCCGACGGGAGAAUACAGACUCUACUGUAUCUUCUUUACAACGGGGAGGUCGUGCUGGAUCUCUCUAA